GCUAUAUACAUCUUGAAGGACUAACGGCAUUUUCCUCAUCUCACUCACAACAUUAGCAAAUUAAAAUCAAAAGAUACAAAAAAAUGUGCGACACUGUACUUUCCUGUGCUCGUGAUCACUUGCUUCCACUAGCUCGUGAUCAUUUGCUUCCACUCUUAAAGGAAGCAGCCGAUAUGAUUAUGGGCAUCCCAAAAGAAAUUGUAGAAAUUAAAGAUGAACUCGGAAGAAUUGAAGAAUUCAUCAGCAAUGCAGACAGAGUGGCUGAUGCUGAUGAAAACAACAAAAGUCAAGGAACCAGAGGAAUGAUCAACCAGCUGAUUGAAGCAACUUUUCGCAUAGAAGAUGUCAUUGAUGAUUAUAUGAUCUGUGAGGAGCAACAACUUCCAGAUCCUGGAUGUGCUGCUGGUGCUGCUAACUGUUUCAAAACUAUGUCUCUUCGUCUCCAAAUUGCCUACAAGAUUCAGAACAUAAAAUCUCGAAUUAAUGAAAUAAGAGAUACAAGUAUCGUAAGAGUUCGUGGCUUCCAAAUAAAUUCAUCUUCAGAACAAGGAGCAAGCAGUUCUGGAGUAAACUCAAAUACCAUAUUAUUGCAGAACCUUCGAAAGGCUCCAUUUUACAUGGAUGAGGCAGAUGUUGUGGGCUUUGAAGAGCCAAAAAACCUACUGAUUGAUUGGCUGGUAAGGGGAAGAAAAAAGAGGACAGUCGUCUCCGUGGUAGCAAUGGGAGGUCAGGGAAAAACAACUUUGGCAAAGAAAGUUUUUGACAACCCACGGGUUGUUAAACAUUUCGACUGUCAUGUGUGGAUCACAGUUUCUCAACAAUACAAUGCAGAAGGACUGUUGAGGGAAAUGUUGCACAAGUUAUACAAAGAGAAGGGAAAUGAUCUUCCUAAGAGAAUUAAUCAAAUGGAUCGAGACUCAUUAGUUGGUGAAGUGAGAAAUUGCUUGCAACAACAAAGGUAUGUUGUCGUUUUUGAUGAUGUAUGGAACAUAUGUUUUUGGGAUGAAAUUGACUUUGCUAUGAUUGAUAACAAAAAUAGUUGUAAAAUAAUAAUCACAACAAGGAAUAUGAAUGUUGUGAAUGCAUGUAAGAAAUCUUCUUUUGUUGAAGUGCAUGAACUGAAACCUUUAACUAAAGAAAAAUCCUUGGAAUUGUUCAAUAAGAAGGCCUUCUAUGAUUUGAAUGGACGUUGUCCGGAAAAUCUUGUUGAUAUAUCUUCUAAAAUUGUUGAAAAAUGCUAUGGAUUACCACUGGCAAUUGUAGUCACCGGUGGUCUUUUAUCAUGCAAAGAUAGAAAUACAAUUGAAUGGUACAAGUUUAAUGAAAAUAUAAAGCCUGAGUUAAAGGAAGAUUCCAAGAUAAAAAAAAUCUUAGCUCUUAGUUACCAUGAUUUGCCUUACAACCUCAAGUUAUGUUUGUUGUAUUUUGGAUUAUAUCCUGAAGACUAUAUAGUUACAUCGAAGACAUUGAAUCAACAAUGGAUUGCUGAAGGGUACGUGAAAGAAGAGAGGGGAAAAACUUUGGAAGAGGUUGCAGAAGGAUAUUUAAUAGAGUUGACCCAUAGAAGUUUAAUCCAAGUUUCUACCAGAAUGGAUGGAACAAUAAGAGGCUGUCAUGUUCAUGAUAUGGUGCGUGCAAUGAUCCUUGAAAAAUGUGAGGAUCUAAGUUUUUGCAAUAAUAUUAGUGACGAAAAACAAUCACCUCUUACUGGAAUGGUUCGUCGCCUAUCAAUAACAGACACCAACUCUGACAAUUUAAUGAAAAGUAUUGAAAACUCACAAGUUCGAUCACUGUUAGUUCUCACUUCUAAAACAUUAAAUGAAUCCUUUGUAAGUGAAAUCCCUACAAAAUUCAGGCGAUUGAAGGUGCUUCUUUUGUUGGAUGAUGGAUUUCUUGAAGUUCCUGAAAAUUUGGGAAGUUUGAGCCACUUGAAGUAUUUAAGGUUAUGGGGUCGAGGAAGAACAUUGUCACUUCCAAAAUCCAUUGGCAUGCUCGAGAACCUGGAAACCUUGGAUUUAUCAAGUACAAAAUUCAAUGUUAUACCAAAGGAUAUUUGCAAGCUUAGAAAGCUACGCCAUUUUCUAGGCUUCAAAAUGUCUUUAAUUCAAUUGAAGGAUGAUAUUGGAGAUAUGACAUCUCUACAAACACUGCGUGAUGUUUGUUUAGGUGAAGAGGAAAAUGAAGAUGAAAUUGAUGAGAGAGUCGUAAAGCUAAUCCAAGAGAUGGGAAAGCUAAAACAACUGAGGGAAUUGGUCUUGCUCGAUGUUAGGGGUAAAUAUAUGAGUGUCAUAUCAUCCUCAAUCAAUGAGAUGCAAAAAAUGGAGAAACUAAGUAUUAGCACAAUUGGACAUGAAGCAUUCAUUGAUAUGGAUUUGAAUUCGCCCCCACCUUUGCUUCGAAAUGUUAAACUUAAUGGGAAGUUAAAGAACUUUCCUGAGUGGAUUUCAAAACUUCAAAAUCUUGCUAAGCUGAAAGUGCAACUUAUGUAUUCCAAGCAAACAGAUGAUUUAACGAAAUUACUCAAAAGUAUGCCAAGCCUGUUAUCACUCUAUGUCUCUGGCGCUGAUGAUGAUGAAGGAUUAAAAGGUUUAUAUUUUCUUGAUGGAUGGUUUAAGAAUUUGAAGAGGCUAUAUGUUGAAAAUUUCCAUAACUCGAGUUACAUUGAUAUUGACAAAGGUGCGUUGGGUUCGCUAAAAGCCCUCUAUAUAGUCUCAAUCCCUCAACUCAAGAUGUUACCAACCGGCAUUCAACACUUACAGAAGCUUGAAGUUCUCAAUAUCAGGGGUGUGAGUGAGGAUUUUAUGAAGACCAUUGCUCCCGAUGAAGGAAAAGAGCAUUGGAUCUACAAGCUAGUGCCCUCUGUAAAAAUUACUCCUAGCUAGGAUGACUAUGACUGUGAGCUAGAAAUCACUUACAGGCAUGCUUUUACUUUGCUUACAAUUUGAAAAAAUAUUUUGCGAUAAUAUUUUUUAAAUAAUUUCUCAAUUUGUCCUCCUUUUAAUUUUCUUAUGAAUACAUUGUUAUCUAUUUGAAAUUUACAUAU
Molecule: messenger RNA, 3043 nt
Organism: Trifolium pratense (red clover)
Lineage: Eukaryota; Viridiplantae; Streptophyta; Magnoliopsida; Fabales; Fabaceae
Product: disease resistance protein RPM1-like
Exons: 2
Coding region: 84-2882 (932 amino acids)
Biological process (GO): defense response to other organism
Molecular function (GO): ADP binding
Source: RefSeq, a predicted model, not a curated record